Messenger RNA from Caenorhabditis auriculariae, 3309 nucleotides. Lineage: Eukaryota; Metazoa; Nematoda; Chromadorea; Rhabditida; Rhabditidae. The record is from the annotation of a GenBank genome assembly.
AUGCUCAACUCGAAAGCAGAAUCGGCGAUGACGUCGUCAACCGACUGGCAGCAUCACAUUUACGCUUGUUCCGACGAUAAUUCCUACUAUGCAGCACCCGUCUUUCACAAGAACAACAACAAUACAACUGAGGUAGGAAUUCGGACUGCAGUGAAAUGAUCCAGACGCUCAGGCGCCGAAAAAAUUGGCGCCGUCGCUGAGCCGCCAGUCAACCUGUCGUCCCAUAAGUCAGCUUUAUCUGCCGCACAAGAAGCGAAAAGAAACGUUCGUUUUCACCUUCACCUUUUCUAAAAGUUAUAUCCCGGUCCACUCGAGCUCAGAUAUUUCUAGUUUUUUUAAAAAUCAGUUUACUUUGUAAAUAGCAAUUUCCUUAUUCAUUUCAAGUCAAUAUAUUAUGAUAUAUAAGAAGUACGUAUUGCUUCCUAAUGGCAGUAUCCUAGAAGAAGCUUUAUCCGGAGACGGAUCAGAAAAGCUUUGAGAGAAUUACAAAUUGGUUCAUACAAGUUUCAGAAAAAAAGAAGAAAAAAAAUUGCGUACUUUUCUGUUUUUCUUAGGGAAUCAUUUUUUCAUUUGUAAUAAUAACCUGAAGUUGGGAUCGGAAAGAAAUAUCAACUAAUGAGGACCAGAAUCAAUACUACUCUGCCAGAAUGGCGCACGGUGCCGUCUAGCCUCAUGCACUUCGGUGCAUAACUUGGGCCCCCCCCAGAUGAGGCUGAAUUACAGUUCUCGUUGGGAAAGUUCAAAAACUUGGAUGCUUUAUGUUAACCAACUUUUUUUUUAAAACAGCUGCAGUUUAGACAGCAAUAAUGCAGUACAACCUGAGAACCUCAUUGUCUUCUCGCCGAAUAGCAUUUUAUUCAGGUUUUGAAAUGAAUAUUGUCUUUCUUGAGUGUUAUGAUGUACUGUCUGGAAGUGUUUCCAUGUGUUUGGAUUUGAAUCUUGGCAAAGAAGGAAGAAAAAGUCGUGAAACGCUGCCCCUUGGAGGCGAGAGAGGCCAAGUUUUAAUUGAGUUCUUGUGCCGAGCGAAGAAGGACGAAAAUGGAGAGAAAAAGGCGCAAAAAACGGCUAACGAGCCGGGAUGAAUGAAUAAAUUCCUUAUGCCGCCCGUCUUCUCUUCUGGUCUAAUUAGGUGUUCCUCCUUUGAGUUUCCAUCUUCCAGAAGAGGGCGAACGACGCAAAACUUUUGUUUUCGCCAUGCCGUCCGUCUAACUUUGAGCUUCGCUCUGUUUGGCAAAAUUCCAUGCUUCUUCAUUUCUCUUCCGUUUCCUUGAAUCAAGUCUCCUGUGUUUUUUUUUUCUGACUCUAGCAUUUCAGCUUUUACUUCCAAGGGGAGGAGCUGAUUGUUGUCUUUGGACAUGCGAAAGUUUUGGGGUCGCUUCUCAAUUUUAACCGGAGGAUUAAUGUUUUUAAAAAACGAAAAUCAUUUUAAUUCAGUUUUCAUUUUGUUAUUAAAAUCUGCAUUCCACUUCCAUUUCGUUUUCUUGAAAGCCAUGGCUGUCGAGACUUGAUCUGACGUCUGCCUACUGUAAUUAUUCGUCGAAUUACUCCGCAUGAGAAUUUGUCGUUGGGUCUCACACUUCUCCACUUCUUUUUUCCAUUGAAACCCAUAUGUUCUUGUCGCAUUUCACAUCGCCUCACACCUUUUUUCAGUUUUUUGAUCGCGGAAAAGCCCUUCUCUCAAUUUUUCUUUUCUAGAUUUUUGACGAGCUGAGAAAGUUCAAAGAGGAUGUUUUACUUACUAGGGAACUGCUCGGGUACGCGUAUCAAGUUGAAAAUUCGGUGGUUCGUAGACUUGGGUAAGAGCAUGUGGGUUUCUACUUGAUACGCGUACCCGAGCCCGAGUAAUUCCCUAGUUAGGAGACAAAUCAUAGAAGGUUAAAUUUCUAAAAAAAAAGCUUUCAUCGAAUACUCUGGGCGACAAAAACUUAGUUUGAAUGUUCGCUACUUCAUAUACUCAUACAGUGCUAGUCAGUGACUCCACCCAACAUAAUUGCCGAUAUCGCAGCGGGCCGCACGCGAUAUAGCCAAGGCUUCUCGCUGCGAUCUCGUCAACAUGUCGUUGCGACCUCGUCAAAGUCUCGCUGCCAUAUCGCUCCCUCUCAAAAAUAUGAAAUUUGAAAAAAAAAUUUUUUGCUUUAUUUUUGACUUUUAUGAUGAAAUCAAUCAAAUUCAAGAAAAAAAAAUUUUUGAAGAAAAAUUUUUCAGAGACCGAUAUAGCGCAAGACGUUUGCGAGGUCGCAGCGAGAGGCGAGCGAUAUCGCUCGCGGCUCCCCCGUGGUAUAGCGUUACUCUCGCUGCGAUAUAGUCCACAAAAUUGGGUGUCGUGUCGAUUUUCGUGUUUAAGUUUUCUCGGCAACAGCCAUUUCCAAUUAAACGCGUAUAUGGUUGAAAAAAUAGUCCAAUACUUGAGAUUAUAUUUGGAGCAACAUUGGCACAUUUGAGUAGGCAUGAAAUUUCGUUCAAAUUAAAUGACUGUCUGCACCUCUCAGAGGCUCAUGCGAUUCCGUUUCCUUGUUUUUCACGCUAAAAGUUUUGAAGUCGAAAAGGUAAAGGUUUUAAAAAAAAGUUCCACGAGAAAAAUUGUUCAAAUCGUACAAAGUUAUUCUAUUAAGCAUGCAGAGAAUACAGAGGUUUUUUCAGCUCUUUCAGAACGCUUUUAUUGAAAACACUUCUGCAUUUUCGGACACGCAGCCUUCCACUUUUCGUAACAAGAGAUUAUUAUGAAAAAAGAAUGAAUGAAAAGGAUUAUGUGGUGGGACCUGUUGUGGCACAUGUGUGUCGCGUGCUGGACUGCGUUGAAAAAUGAGACGCUGGGUUGUUUUAUUCCGUGUUGAAUCGCCAUAACCCAUUUGAAAUGAGUCCCAUUAAACGCCAUCAGAUGGGAAUUUAGUGCGAUAUUACGACGAGCAAGAAUUCUUCUUUUUCUACUCUUUUCGUUUUGGCAGCGUGCCUCCGGUUUUUUCUUUAUAUAUUCUCGAUUAAAGCAGGCAGUCGUUUGUUCGGCAGAACUUUAGCAUCAAAAAUGUUGGUUCUGAAAAUCUCUCAGCGUGAACUUUCUUCGCACUGUCCAAGUUCCUCUUUGCAACGUAUUCUUCCACGGCUCGCGGAGGCGUCGAAAGCUCAAAAAAAAGGUUGAUAAGUUCUGACAAAGCGGCGGUGGAUGAAAACGCCGUCGACAUGUGGCAACAGAUGUUGACGGAUCACCGUUGUCGUCGGAGCCUGGAAGGAGUCGGGCCACCGACGUUCCAAGUCGGUCGUCCACUUUUCAACUCAAUUCCUUCGUUUAUUGUUCCUAAGUUUGAGUCAUAG